AAACAUGCAGGUUUGCCACCUUUAUUCUGCACAAGUAUAGGUGGUUGUCAUCCAUCUGUGACCACAUUAUACUAUGAAGUAUUUCGUGGAUGCGCACCCAUGUUACUAAGGGCUAAAUAAUGAAUAAACCUAACAAGGUUGGCGACAUUAUGAUAUUGUAAUGAAAAGUGUUAAAGUUUAAAUUGGAAGCAUAAAGUGUGUGUGUGUGUGUGUGUGUGUGUGUGUAUGGAGAGCAGGGAAGUGGCAACAACAUCCUUCAGUGACCGAGUAACCGACGCCGCGACCGGAUGAAAACUUUCGUCCAGGCUUGUGCUUGUUUGUAACCAACCUUUCCACUGAUUUCCUCCUGACGUCACGGACAAUGAAGGUGGUGACGCUGUGUGUGCUGGCUUUUGGUCUGGCGGAUAUCGCCGCUGGGGACCUGCCGCCCCCUGACAGAUCCUACAAAAUUCUCGUUCUUAUUCCUGUGGCGUCUACGAGUCACAGAAAUGUGUUCUUACCCCUGGUCGAGUCCCUGGCUGACCGUGGACACAAGAUAGUGAUGCUCGUCUCUUUACCACCAGUCUUCAAACAUCCAAAUGUGACAGAGAUAAACUUUGAGGUACCCAUAUCACACAUUAACUUAUUUGUGGAAGGCAAAUUUCUUGGAGGUUUGCGUGCUCUGGGGGAAAGACUACCCAAGAUAGCGCGGAACUUGUACCAGAUACCAUCGGUGAAGAUACUUUAUGAAAAAAGAAAAGAAUUUGAUCUCAUAAUAGUGGAUCAUAUGUUCAAUGAGGUCGGUUACCCAUUCCUGCACGAGGUCCCUUUCAUCACUAUCGCCACGCCCGGGAUGGACCACCGCCAGAGUGCCUUCUUGGGCAACGUCCUCAACCCUUCCUACGCCCCUCACUUAAUUGACAGCUUUCCUCUUCCCUUGUCUCUGUGGCAACGUAUCAAGAACACCUUCAUGCACAUCUGUGUGGCAAUUUUCUGGAGGAACUGGGCAGUUGUACCGCUGAUUCAGAAAGAGAUCUCAGCUCAGUUCAAUGACCUGCCACCGCUGCUGGACAUCGAGAGGAACCAGAGUCUGACACUGAUGAACACUCACUUCACCAUUACCACACCGGUGCCCCUCCUGCCCUCACAGGUGGAGGUGGGGGCUAUGCACUGCCGCCCUGGCGAGCCUCUGCCACAGGAUUUGGAGUCGUGGCUUACAGGGGCAGGCUCUAUGGGCGUCAUUUACUUCAGUCUGGGAUCAGUCUUGCGUGGUAAAAUACUCCCGGAAUACCUUCAAUUCUUCCUGGAGGCUUUCCAAAGACUGCCGCAACGGGUACUGUGGAAGUACGAGGGGCAGCUGCAGGGCGCGUCCGACAACGUCAGGGUCAGCAGCUGGUUUCCCCAGCAGGACAUCCUCGCACACCACAACGUGAAAGUCUUCAUCUCCCAUGGCGGCCUCCUCAGUCUUCAGGAGUCUAUCUUUCAUGAAAAGCCCCUUCUUGUCCUGCCUGUCUUCGGUGACCAGCCGAGGAAUGGCAUGGUCGUAGAAAACUCGAAUAUUGGUCGUGUCUUGGUGUGGGAGGAACUUACUGCCGACAGGAUCGUCGACGCCCUCAAUGACAUCAUCAACAACCCGAUGUACAAAGAGAACGUGGCCAGGAUGUCGGCGUCCUUAAGGGAUCAACCGACGACGCCAAAGGAGCGUGCGGUUUUCUGGACAGAGUACGUCGUCCGCCACCGAGGGGCGCCUCAGCUGAGAUGCCCGGCCGCCCAGCUCUCCUGGGUGGAGUUCCUGAUGCUGGACGUGAUGGGUCUCCUGCUGCUGGCCUUGCUGCUGCUGCUACUUCUCAUCCGUCGAUUCCUGAGGGCAGUUUCCGCGACCCUCCUUGGUAGCAGCGCCAAAAGGAAGAAAGACUAAGGAUCACGAAAAUUGGAUUUCAUGCAGUAUGUGAUUUGCUUGCUAUGGUUGUGGUAUUUGCUGCAACGGUACAUGAUGAUGGCAGGCCAGGUAUUGUCAUAUGCAUCUUUCGAGCUCUAGUUUUUUUUUUUCCCUCGAGCUUCAUUUUUUUUCCAUGAACUUUUUAAUGCAUAUUGCUUCUGUUUUCUCUGUAUGUGCAAUUGUGCUUAACUGUAAGGAAAGAUUCUCUAGUAUGACUGGUCCGUAACUACACGCCUUGCCUUUUUCUUAAGUGUAUUAAUAAAUUUUAAUUUUCACGAUUCCCAGAGUUAAAUUAAUGGCAACUGUAGUAUGUUACUGUUUCCUCAUUCACUACAUCAUCAAUCUGUAUGUAUGGAACGACAACGACGACGGCGACAACAACAAAAUAAAACAACAACAACCAACAUCAUCACCACCACCACUACUACAACGACGACGACGACGACGACAACAACAAAAAUCAACAACAACAACCAACAUCAUCAUCACCACCACCACCACUACCACCACCAACAAAAACAACAACAGCAACCACCAACACCACCACCACAACAACAACAGGAAGAACACAAACAACGACUACUGUUACUACUACUGCUACCACUACUACCAUUUCUGCUACUACUACUGCUACUACUACUACUACUACUACUACUACUACUACUACUAUCACUACUACUAUCUUCACUACAACUACAAGAACAUCAACAACAACAACUGUUACUAUUACUAGGAAAACGCUCACCACCUGCCUACCCUGUGUGAUAUUUGAAGAUGCAAGGCAACAUGCAAGAUAUUCAUGAUAAUCUUCUCUUUUCUCUUUUACACAGCUUUUUAUGCGAGAAGACAUGUUUAAUUUAAAGCCUAACUUCAUAAUGGAUGGACAUAAUGAUUAUAAGUAAGUGUUGUAUAAACCAUAAAAUUUUAUUCCUUAACUU
This is a messenger RNA of Scylla paramamosain (green mud crab), 2856 nucleotides long. RefSeq names its product UDP-glycosyltransferase UGT5-like. The transcript is spliced from 8 exons. The record is from RefSeq and is a predicted model, not a curated record. Lineage: Eukaryota; Metazoa; Arthropoda; Malacostraca; Decapoda; Portunidae. Bases 362 to 1897 code for a protein of 511 amino acids. Gene Ontology annotation, molecular function: UDP-glycosyltransferase activity.